CUGCGCACUGCCGUCAAGCCAGUCGGCUCGAGCGCCCGGGCGGGAAGGCGGUGGAAAGAGAAGAGCGUCGUUCUGACAGGGCGGCGGCGGCGGCAACCACCACCACGACGACGACGACGUCGGCGGCGGCGGGCAGAUUGAUUCAGAAUGUCUGCUGGGAAAGCUCAAAUUGGGAAGCAAGCCCCUGAUUUUGAAGCCACCGCUGUGAUGCCUGAUGGACAGUUUGAUGAACUAAGGUUAUCUAGCUACAAAGGUAUGACUAAAGGCAUGGCUUCAGGAAAAUACGUAGUCUUCUUUUUCUACCCACUUGAUUUCUCCUUUGUGUGUCCAACUGAGAUCAUUGCUUUCAGUGACCGAGUUGCAGACUUCAAAAAGAUCAACUGUGAAAUAAUUGCUGCUUCUAUAGAUUCCCAGUUUGCGCACUUGGCAUGGAUCAAUACACCAAGAAAACAAGGAGGACUUGGUCCCACAAAGAUUCCUAUAGUGUCAGAUGUCCGUCGAACCAUCUGCACAGAUUAUGGUGUCUUGAAAGAGGAUGAAGGCAUUGCUUUCCGAGGUUUGUUCAUCAUUGAUGAUAGUGGUGUUCUGCGUCAGAUCAUGAUCAAUGACCUGCCUGUUGGACGUUCAGUUGAUGAAGUUAUGAGGCUGGUUCAAGCAUUCCAGUUUACAGAUGAACACGGAGAAGUUUGCCCUGCUAAUUGGAAACCUGGGAGCGAUACUAUCACGCCUGAUGUAGAAAAGAGCAAGGAAUACUUUUCCAAACAGAAAUAAAAAGAACUACAGGUUCUAUUGUGCUUGAAUGUAACCAGUGAAAUAUUGGUCCAUUCUGUGUGUGGUUGAACAAUGUUAAUAUUUUUAGUGAGCAGGUGUUUUGCUACUGUUGAAAUCUUGAGAUGAAAAAGUAAUAGACAUUGUACUGAGAGAUGUCCUCAACACUUAUCUACUGGUUGUAAAGGUUAGAGCUUUGAACAAACCGGUGGUAUUGGGUAAAAUCUGAUAUUCACUUUGCAGAGUUUGUUUUUUCAUGUAUUUGUUAAUGCAAAAAUAAAGUUUGAAAAAAA
Molecule: messenger RNA, 1061 nt
Organism: Callorhinchus milii (elephant shark)
Lineage: Eukaryota; Metazoa; Chordata; Chondrichthyes; Chimaeriformes; Callorhinchidae
Gene: prdx1
Product: peroxiredoxin 1
Exons: 6
Coding region: 148-771 (207 amino acids)
Biological process (GO): cell redox homeostasis; response to oxidative stress; cellular response to stress
Cellular component (GO): cytosol
Molecular function (GO): thioredoxin peroxidase activity
Source: RefSeq, a predicted model, not a curated record